Camelina sativa (false flax) is the source of this 1224-nucleotide messenger RNA. RefSeq lists its product as uncharacterized. Lineage: Eukaryota; Viridiplantae; Streptophyta; Magnoliopsida; Brassicales; Brassicaceae. The record is from RefSeq and is a predicted model, not a curated record. Gene Ontology annotation, cellular component: RQC complex.
AUGUUUGGGAGUGAAGAAUCUAAACUCCAUGGGAACCGUGAGGGUGAGGAAGAAGACGAGCACGCUGGUGAUGCAUUGGGAGGGCUUUUCUUGUAUAAUAGGUAUGCUACCUUGAUCGGAGUCGAAGACGACGAAGGGGUUAUACUGUAUAGUGGUAUAGAAGUGGGCAAGGCUGACCAUUACUCUCAAGAAUCAGAAGAACUUGGUGCUGACCAUUACUCUCAAGUGUAUGGUUCAGUACUAGCUAUAUCAUUUAGGAAAAGCCGUGGUCGUUUUGGUCAGCAACAAAGGGGAAGUGAUGGGGUCUAUCACCCGAAAGGCACUAUUUUGACAUCUGUUUUGAAAGAUUGGCCUCGCUGGGAUCACUCCCUCUCAAUGGAGUUUUUAGGCAUAAGCAAUGAAAAUGGACAUAAGUUGUUCAAGUAUACUCGUUUACAACCAUAUGAGGAUGCCCAGUUGAUAUUCGACCAAGCACAAAACAAUUUGUAUAUGGAAAAUGUGGAGACUGUGCUGCGUGAGUUUCCAUAUCAUACAGAUUCAUUGAUCUCUUCCUCAGAGUUCUUUGAUCUUCUAGGGAUUCACAAGUCAGCUUUAGAAACCUGCAAAAUGCUGCUUUCUCUUCAUGAUCCAACAUAUGCUAUGUUGUGUGUCGACUAUUUUGCAUUGAGGGAGAGAGAAUAUGGUUGGCAGGAAAGAUUUGCUGAUGAGUAUAGAGGAGAUAACUCACUUUGGCUCCUCCCAAAUUUCUCUUAUUCACUUGCUGUUGCUCGUCUCUACCUUGAGAAGACUGAGACUGACUCUUCAAAGCCAAGCUCCUUGGAUCUGAUGAAACAAGCUUUGAUACUCUAUCCAACAGUACUAGGAAGGCUCGUGGUUAAAGUGCCUCUUGAAAGUGAAAAGUGGGAUCAAAUUGUCAAGCAUCCAUACUUCCACUCCAAUGAAUUUGAUUACCCAACCUUAGACCACCUCAUCAACAUCUACAUUGAGAGAAGCUAUCUGAUUUGGAGGCCAUAUGCUAAUAAAUUGCUUAUGGAGGAAGCUGCUCUUGAGACCAUCAUUUUGUUAGAUUCAAACCUCACUGAUGCAAGGGACUGGGAUCUCUUAAGGAAAAAAGCCUUUCCUUCAAAUAUCAAUCAGUACUCUCAUCUAUCCAUCCAUGACUUUUCUAAUGAAUCCCCAACUAUCCCACAAGAUGUGGGGAACCCUCUUCGAGAAGACGACUAA